AUGCUGAUCAUCGCUGACCUUCUGGCGCAGCUGCCAAGUGGCGGGAUCGGGCCGACGUUUGCGUCGCCGGUGAACGUGCAGCCGGCCAAGCUGGGGUUUGACAUCACCCUGCACAGCGCCACAAAGUACCUCAACGGUCACAGCGACCUGAUCGCCGGGGUGGUGCUGGGGGGACAGGAGCUCAUCAAGACGAUCCGCGUCACAGCAAACGUCCUGGGCCCUGCGAUCGACCCGCACUCGUGCUUCCUGCUGUCCCGGGGGCUGCGCACCCUGGGGCUUCGCGUUGAGCAGCAGGACCGCAACGGAGAGAUGGUGCCAAUCGAGUCCCUCGACCGGCAGAAGCUGGUUGGCCGGGUGCUGCAGUGGCUCAAGCCAAAGGACCUGUGCAACGCCCGGCAGGCGGCCAGGCUGUUUGACCGCGCCUCGCGGCUGGAGACCGACAGCUUCUCAGCCUUGAAGCUGAGGCCGGACAGCAUCCUGUCUGGGCAUUACGCCCCCGACUUCUCCAGAUUCCCGCUGCUCGCGCGCCUCUACCUGAAGGACCCGUAUAAUCAGCGUGCACCUGACCAGCUGCGCUGGUGCUUUGCGGUGGCCGAUCGGCCCAGCCCGCGCCGCGAUGCGGCCUGCGCCGUGCUGGCCGCGCUCGGGGAGCUGGACGGCCGCGAUUGGGGAAUUUCGGGUCCGACUGACCUUGCUACGGUGUUGAGGCACAUGCCCGGCAUCACCUCGCUGCGGCUGAACCUCUGCACACAGAGCGCUGAGGAGGCACUCACCAGGCUCGCCAUCCUGCCGGCAUUGGUGCCGCGCAUCGAGCGCCUCGAGCUGUUGCCCUCCUGUAUGGGGCGCGUUGAGUCGGAUUUUGAUAAGCACUGUGCACGCAUCAUUGGCAGCCUGCCGUGUCUGCGCUUGCUCUUGAUGGGCUCUUUCAAGGACGCGUCCGUGCUUGCCACACUGCCGUGCUCCCGCCUGACUUCGCUGGAGUUUGCCGUGGAAACGUGCCAGCAUUGGCCGCCGCUGGGCUGUGAUGUGGGGUUGCCUUGGCCGCACCUGCGCGAGCUCAGGGGCAUCGACCUGCCCGCCGGGGACUGGGCGGAGCGGCUCGCCCUGGGCCUGCCCCACCUCACGCUGCUGGUAGCAGAGCCGUCGGGCGACUGGGGGACCCAUGCCCCUGCGGCGUUCCCAAAGGUCCGCGCCGCGAUGUUCACAUUCUGUCAAAGGGGUUUCCGCCGCCUGUGCCUGCGGUCGCUGGUCCCCGACGUGGAUUUUUUGGAGGUUAUGUUUGAUGAUGACGCGGUGCUGGUGGAGAUUUCUACCACGGCGCUGUCCGGCCUCACGCGCCUGUCGCACCUCGCCUACGACAAUAUGCACAAGGGGUUCCUGCCCCUGUGGCUUUGCUAG
This is a messenger RNA of Monoraphidium neglectum, 1398 nucleotides long. RefSeq names its product cystathionine gamma-synthase. Lineage: Eukaryota; Viridiplantae; Chlorophyta; Chlorophyceae; Sphaeropleales; Selenastraceae. The transcript is spliced from 5 exons. The record is from RefSeq and is a predicted model, not a curated record. Gene Ontology annotation, biological process: transsulfuration. Gene Ontology annotation, cellular component: cytoplasm. Gene Ontology annotation, molecular function: pyridoxal phosphate binding; carbon-sulfur lyase activity. The coding region runs from base 1 to 1398 and encodes 465 amino acids.